Molecule: messenger RNA, 2052 nt
Organism: Annulohypoxylon truncatum
Lineage: Eukaryota; Fungi; Ascomycota; Sordariomycetes; Xylariales; Hypoxylaceae
Product: glutathione synthase
Exons: 1
Coding region: 86-1612 (508 amino acids)
Biological process (GO): glutathione biosynthetic process
Cellular component (GO): cytosol
Molecular function (GO): glutathione synthase activity; glutathione binding; ATP binding
Source: RefSeq, a predicted model, not a curated record
GCUUCUUUGGCCUCGUAUCGCAACCUCACCCCACUUCCCCCUUUUUUUGUAUUAAAUUUUUUUUUCUUCAUCUGGAUGCGUCAUCAUGCAAGUAGAACACCUUGACGAAGAACAUAUAGAAAAGAUCUUGUCGGAACUAGAAGACUACCAAAUCAGCCACGGAUCACUUCUUAAGAUCCCACGCACUCUGGCUGACUGCGAAUCGGUCGUGGCCGUUGCUCGCCCAAUUGGCGUUAGCAUUGUUCCCACUAUAUUUCCCCGUCACCUCUUCUAUCAUGCUCUAGACAUUCAAACUCUCUUCAACGAGCUUUAUAUAAAACUUUCUGAGGAUGAGUCUUUCAUUCAAAGUAUUAUCCAGAGGUUGGGAGAGGCGGACGGAUUUGCCGCCAAACUAUGGUCUAUAUGGGAACAUGUAAGGGAAGAAGGAGAGGUCCAACGGCUGAGGUGCGGAAUAUUUAGGAGCGAUUAUAUGAUUCAUCACGACGGUUCGAACAGCCGCGGGAAAGAAGUCACCGCAGAGGAUUAUAUGCUGCAAUGUCUGAUGGGUUCCGAGCUUAAGCAGGUCGAAUUCAAUACCUACUCCUGUGCUGGAGCAACUCACGCCAACGUCGUAGCGAAUAUGCAUCGAUAUCUAGCAGGAAAAGGCAUACACAAAGCGCUCCAUCUACCUACAAACAACGCGAUUAGGUCAAUUGUGGAAGCUCUUCAAUGCGCACAUAGGGAAUACGGCUUACCAGCUGACCCGAACAGAGAAACAGCUAUACUAAUGACGGUCCAGCCAAACAAUGUCAAUAUUUGUGACGAGCGACCUAUCGAGUACGCUUUGUCUGAGUGUGAGCCGCCCAUUACACUCUACCGGGUUGAGUUUGGCAACGAGAUAAUGCGCACAUGCAGUCUUGCGCCGAAUCGCGAAUUGCUCUUUCGACCAGAUGCCGAAAGCAAAGCUAUCGAAAUAUCGAUUGUAUAUCAGCGGGCCGGAUAUGAACCCCAUGAGUAUGAUCAACAAGGAAUUGACGCGCGAUAUAUGCUUGAACGGUCACGAGCAAUCAAAUGUCCAACGAUAUUAUCUCACCUAGCCGGGUUGAAAAAGGUGCAGCAGGAACUCGCUUCUCCUGGGGUCCUAGAGCGACUCGUACCUCCUGAGGCGGUCAGCGUCCUGCGUCAGACCUUCGUACCUCAAUAUCCGUUUGAUACAUCUCAAGAAGGCAUACGAGCUCGAGAAAUAGCAUCAGACAAACACAAAGCCGAGAAUCACGUUCUAAAACCCUCCCUCGAAGGAGGAGGCAACAAUAUCUAUGACCAAGAUAUACCGGAUUUCCUUAGAGCCAUUCCAGAGGAGCAAUGGAGUAGAUUUGUUUUGAUGGAGAAAAUACAUCCCCCAUUGACCCAUGGUAUCCUUAUUUCCCCUAUAGAUACUCACAAAGGACCGGUCAUCUGCGAAUUAGGCGUCUUAGGGACAGGUCUCUGGAGAAGAAAUGAGCAGGGCGGAGAGAAGGUGAGGAUUAUCGGUAACACCACAGCCGGGUGGACAUUCAAAACGAAACCCGAAGAUGUUCAGGAGAUGAGCGUUGUUAAGGGGUAUGGAUGCUUCGACUGCCCAUCCCUUCUCUAAGCAUUUUCCAUCACAGGAAUUUGCCUAUCCUUUCCUCUUAACCUAGCAACCGAUCAAUGCCUUUGGCCGCGCCUUUGGAAUUUCAAAAAAGAAAUUCUUUCUCAUUGUUUGCGUCACACAUGUAUCCCUUUAUAGGCAACAAAGGAACUAGUAAGUAUUCUGGCUGGGAAACAGAUAAACACAAAAUCGUACCUAUUUACGACAACACCGACCCCCUACCCCCUACCCCCUGAAUAUAAAUCCUAUACUUUAAGCUUCCCCGCAUUACAUCACAUAUGGAGUGUCAACAUCAUGUAUUCUCCAAUCUAUCUGCAGGUACGCUGUCGGACAUGUGAUAGCUAAUCUCUCAUUGGUCCUGGGUCGUAAACCGUAGGUACCGUAGGGAUCUCGGCAUUGAGGUUACGUUAUUAUUUUGAGCUCGGGGAAAGCGAACCGUUGCC